CAAGGCAAUCCAGUUUGCCAGGCCAAUUUCACCAUGGAGGCUUCAGUGACCCUGGCUGGCCUUGAUGGCGCGGAGAUUCGCAUAAGAGUGUCAGGCUGCACACUUGGCAGGGAGUUGCUGCGCCUCGCAAGGUCCCAGCUUCCUCAGAAGCCUGGCUGCGCCCUCCGACUUAGCUUAUGUGGUGUGGAGCUGUGGCCAGACGAAUCUCUGGAAGCGCAAGGCGUGCAGGCAGAGACGGGCACGGUUAUAUCAUAUGCUUAUUCUCGAGUGUGCUUGCUGAAGGCAUGGAACGCGCUGAAAGGACACGCUCGUGAUGCCGAGCAGGCGCUGGAAGGCACCACCAAGUUGUGCUUUCACAACCCGAUCAACAGCUUGCUGGGAGUGACUCUGCCGAGCACCCUAAAGAGCCUGACGUUCGGCGACGAAUUCGACCAACGCUUGCAAGAAAUAACUUUGCCAGGUAGCUUGCAGAACCUGACAUUUGGCCACGACUUCAACCAAAGUUUGCAGGGUGUGACUUUGCCAGGCAGCCUGUUGCACCUGACUUUCGGCGAAUGGUUUUGUCAGAGCUUGGAGGGAGUCACUUUGCCAAGCAGCUUGCAGAAUCUGACCUUUGGCCAUGGCUGGAACCGCAGCAUGCUGGGAGUGACUCUGCCAGACAGCCUACAGAUCCUGACUUUUGGCGACAACUUCAACCAACGCCUGCAGGGAGUGAAAUUGCCAGGCAGCCUGCAAAGCUUGACAUUUGGCGACGACUUCGACCAAAGUUUGCAGGGAAUCACUUUGCCAAGCAGCCUGCAAAGGCUGACAUUUGGCGACAACUUUGACCAAGACUUGCUGGGAGUGACUUUGCCAGAAAGCCUGCAAAGCCUGACUUUCGGGGAAUGCUUUGGUCAGUGCUUGCAGGGAGUGGCUUUGCCAAGCAGUCUUCAGAGCAUAAGCUUUGGCCACAGUUGGAACCACAGCUUGCUUGGAGUGACUUGGCCGAGCAGCCUGCGGAUCCUGACGUUCGGACACUGCUUCAAGCAGAGCACGCAGACACGACUUUUCGGCCUCGACUUCGACCAAAAGUUGCAGGGAGUGACUCUGCCGAGCACCCUAAAGAGCCUGACGUUCGGCGACGAAUUCGACCAACGCUUGCAAGAAAUAACUUUGCCAGGUAGCUUGCAGAACCUGACAUUUGGCCACGACUUCAACCAAAGUUUGCAGGGUGUGACUUUGCCAGGCAGCCUGUUGCACCUGACUUUCGGCGAAUGGUUUUGUCAGAGCUUGGAGGGAGUCACUUUGCCAAGCAGCUUGCAGAAUCUGACCUUUGGCCAUGGCUGGAACCGCAGCAUGCUGGGAGUGACUCUGCCAGACAGCCUACAGAUCCUGACUUUUGGCGACAACUUCAACCAACGCCUGCAGGGAGUGAAAUUGCCAGGCAGCCUGCAAAGCUUGACAUUUGGCCACGACUUCGACCAAAGUUUGCAGGGAAUCACUUUGCCAGGCAGCCUGUUGCACGUGACUUUCGGCGGUUGCUUUUGUCAGAGCUUGGAGGGAGUCACUUUGCCAAGCAGCUUGCAGAAUCUGACCUUUGGCCAUGGCUGGAACCACAGCAUGCUGGGAGUGACUCUGCCAGACAGCCUACAGAUCCUGACUUUUGGCGGCAACUUCAACCAACGCCUGCAGGGAGUGACAUUGCCAGGCAGCCUGCAAAGCUUGACAUUUGGCGAAGACUUCGACCAAAGUUUGCAGGGAAUCACUUUGCCAAGCAGCCUGCAAAGGCUGACAUUUGGCGACAACUUUGACCAAGACUUGCUGGGAGUGACUUUGCCAGAAAGCCUGCAAAGCCUGACUUUCGGGGAAUGCUUUGGUCAGUGCUUGCAGGGAGUGGCUUUGCCAAGCAGUCUUCAGAGCAUAAGCUUUGGCCACAGUUGGAACCACAGCUUGCUUGGAGUGACUUGGCCGAGCAGCCUGCAGAGCCUGACUUUUGGCGAGUGUUUCGAUCAGAGCUUGAUUGGAGUGACUUUGCCCGACAGCCUUCAGAGCCUGACUUUCGGUGGCGGUGGCCCCACCAGUGCCUCAACCCGCGUCAGGUUGGCACUUUCACCCGCCCAUCGGUGACGACUUUGACCAAAGCUUGCAGGGAGUAAGUUUGCCCAUCAGCUUGCAAAGUCUGUCAUUCGGCGAGGACUUCGACCAACCCUUGCAGGGAGUGUUUCUGCCAGGCAGUUUGGGUAGAUUGCAGGCUGGACGCAUCACCUUGCAUUGUGAUUGAUCUGGCGAGUCUUUGUUUGCCUAUCAGCUUCCAGGUUGUGCUACCCGAAGUGCAUGCCAGCUCAAAUGUUGUUCCUUCUCUGCAAAUGGUUCUGCUUUUGAAUAGGUGUGUCAAUGCGAAGCCAAAAUGAAGCACGGGAGUCAGCUUCAGCGCGGAGAGC
Effrenium voratum is the source of this 2420-nucleotide messenger RNA. NCBI's taxonomy places the organism in Eukaryota, Dinophyceae, Suessiales, Symbiodiniaceae. The record is from the annotation of a GenBank genome assembly.